Messenger RNA from Phyllotreta striolata, 1014 nucleotides. Lineage: Eukaryota; Metazoa; Arthropoda; Insecta; Coleoptera; Chrysomelidae. The record is from the annotation of a GenBank genome assembly.
GUUUGUGGUGUACUUAUAAUUUUAGAAGUGAUUUUUAAUUACACGUAGUCUCGUUACCGGAAUUAUUUACUGUUUGCCAGCCGAAUAAUGUCGGAGUGUGAAAACAAGAAAAUAUUGUGUCUAUUCGAUGUCGAUGGAACGUUAACUAAGCCAAGAAACUCCAUUGAAGAUGAUUUGUACACCUUUUUACAGGAAAAGCUAAAACCAAAGUGCUCCAUAGGUUUAGUGGGUGGAUCUGAUUUUAAAAAAAUUGCGGAACAAAUGAAAGGCGACGAUGUGAUUAAAGUCUUUGAUUACGUCUUCCCGGAAAACGGACUUCUCCAAUACAAAAAAGGCGUCGAAGUAGGCAGACAGAGCAUCCAAAAUCAUGUAGGAGAAGACAAACUGCAAGGGUUAAUUAACUACGCGCUGGCCUAUUUAUCCACAAUUAAGUUACCCGUGAAAAGGGGCACCUUCAUCGAAUUCCGAACGGGCAUGCUGAACAUAUCACCGAUAGGAAGAUCCUGUUCCCAGCAAGAAAGAGACCAAUUCGAAAUGUACGAUAAGAAACACGAAGUGAGAAAAACCAUGAUCAAUAAUCUAAGGAAAGAAUUUGCAGACUUGGGCCUAACGUACAGUAUCGGUGGGCAAAUCAGUUUCGAUGUAUUUCCUAAUGGUUGGGACAAAACGUACUGCUUAAACUUCCUGGAAGCAGAAGGCUUUGAUAAAAUUCACUUUUUCGGAGACAAGACUGACAAGGGGGGCAAUGAUUAUGAAAUUUAUAAUGAUAAGAGAGUCCUGGGGUACAAAGUCACUGGCCCAUUGGAUACCAAAAAACAAUUAGAGGAUCUAUUUCAUAUAUAAACAUUUUUUAAACAAAUUUUCGAAUGAAUCGAUCAAGGAUAAUCGUAUAAUUUAAUACCAAAUACCAGGUACAAGAAAAUAAGAAGAAAAAGUACUUCAAGUUGUAUAAAUAAAUUUUUCACCAAUUUUAAAUGCCUGUUUCUAUAAAUAUGAACAUAUUUAAUAUUUCUU